ACUGCUGAUCACACCAACACUGCCUUCGAUCACUCACAUCUCACCUACCAUGUUCCCAACACUACGCCUGUUCUCGCGGACAACAUAUCGAGGCGCCGCGGGCUCGGGUCCCGGUCGCUCAGGAAACACGGCCUUCCGUUCCUCCCCCGACUCCCGCAAAUCACCCACCGAUCUCGCUUCCGCAAAUUGGUUCAAGAGGUCCCAACGAGGUCUCUACGAUGGAGCUCAGCUGCAGACGGGUAACAACGUACCAGAGUCUCGUCAGAAGACCAAGAGGCUGUUCAAGCCAAACGUGCAGAGAAAGGCCAUCUGGAGUGAAGUCCUGAAUGAAUGGGUCAGACUGAGGCUCACUACAAGAGGGCUCAGGUCGAUUGAGAAGAAGGGUGGACUGGACCAAUACAUUGCUAGCACAUCCGACUGGAAAUUGGGAGAGUUUGGCAGGACUCUCAGGACCGCAAUGGGCAAAAAGGCAAGAAUUCUGCAAAGAGAGGCACAACUCGCGCAAGCCCUUGCCGCGACGGCGCCAAAGGGAACUCAGCCUCGGGCAACUGGACGCAAGGUGGCAGCAAGCCGGGCCGCCAGCGACGUGGAUCAGACAGCUCAAGCAUUGGAGGGCAUGGACAUUGGCGCUGCAAGAGCUGCCGAAGCAACAUAAGCCUUGCCCUGAGCUGGAUGGCCACCCUGAGGCUCGAAACGACGGGCACGAAGGAUUCUUGGCCCGAAUCUGGCAGAGGACUUAGUCCCUUAGACAAUGUGAAGAGGCGCUUUACUCGGGCCCCGCUGUCGCAGUUCAAGGCGGCUUGUCCUACGCCCCGCCUCCGUAGACAGUAAAGUUGGGGUCCUCCCUCGUUCGCACCAUAUCCGAUCCUCAUCGGGGCUCGAUCUCUCACUUCACUUGUACAACAGCAUUACAUUUCCCUCAGCAAUUCAAUGAUCCCCAGACUCGGACAUGGACUGAGUGUGGCUCGACGACUCGGGCGGCGGCUGUGUCAGGAGGACCCAGAAGCUAGUCUAAGCGAGGCGGGGUGAGCUGCAGC
Microstroma glucosiphilum is the source of this 1037-nucleotide messenger RNA. RefSeq lists its product as hypothetical. The record is from RefSeq and is a predicted model, not a curated record. Gene Ontology annotation, biological process: translation. The coding region runs from base 50 to 655 and encodes 201 amino acids. NCBI's taxonomy places the organism in Eukaryota, Fungi, Basidiomycota, Exobasidiomycetes, Microstromatales, Microstromataceae. Gene Ontology annotation, molecular function: structural constituent of ribosome. The transcript has a single exon. Gene Ontology annotation, cellular component: ribosome; mitochondrial large ribosomal subunit.